GUGUACCCUCUCUAUUUGUGUUUCCGGUAGAGCAUUGCGCAUGCGUGAUGGUUGUGAACCCAAACAUUCCUUGGAUUCGCCUUUUGAAAUUAUCUUAGGACGAAAUAAUGACUUGAAUCACAAACUCCAACAGCAAUGGAUCAGAAGAAGAACAAACCAGAGAGACCAUUUUAUAUUCCUCCUAAAAAUGUACCAACACCAUCAGAAAUAAUAAGUGAUGCUAAGAGAAGUAUAAAAAACCCAAGGUCACUUCCAACAAAGAGGCCAUUUACUCCGAGAGAUGAACGUCGAAGUCUGUUUCCCACGACAACAUGUAGAAAUCCAGAUUCUAGACCCCCCAGUGCAUUCAGCCUUUCAUCCAAACAUUUUGAUGGACCAGAAUCCAGACCUGUUUCAGGGGCCAGGUUAAUACCAUUGGACCAUAAGCCUGGUCUUAUAUCUACGUCUUUUCCUGAAGAAACCCCACAGAUUCUAGACUUGGACAGUUCAGAGAGUACAUCUAGUCCCCUACCUCCAAAACCUCCUACAGACCCUAAUAAAACACAGAGAAAAUAUACCAGGAACAGUCGACUUUACUCUGGAAAUAGUGUGGAGGAGUCAACUAAAACAGUCAAAACCUCAUCACUCACUGACCCGUCAAAACAAGUAAAAUCUCCAGAUUCUGAAGCCCCUAAGAGAGUAAACAGUGGUCCAAGGGAGAGAACUCCAGUAGAGGGUCGAGAUGAAACACAACCUUUACCUCUAGAAGAGAGGGGAGAGGGAGAUGGCAAAGAAAUGCCACACAGAGCACCUAGCUCUGCAGCUGUUAGGAGUCCUCCCAGAAGUGCUGGCAGUAGAGAAGAGAGUAGAGUUGGGAGUGGUGGAAGUAAAAGAACAUCCAGUGCUGGGAGUACUGGCAGAACUGGUAGUGCUGGUAAAAGAGAAGUUGAAGAAACACCUGAGGAAGCUUCAUUUUAUACUGAUCACAUAGCUCCCCUGCUGGAGAAAAUGACUGUCUCCGCUAAAAAGAAAGAGGCAGACCAUGUGGUUAAAUUUACAGAUGAACUUUAUGCCAUACUGCUGAAAGAAAACUUACUGGGCAAGAAUUGUAAACGACGUUCAGUCAUAUUAAAAACUAUUUUCAAAAUAUUAGAUUUGGAUGACCCUAAAGUAUUACUGCGACUUGCUAGACUGAUAUUAAGUUUUAAAGUUAGUGGAAAUAAUUUAACCAGUGUAUGUAAACUUGUAUUCAAAGUCAGUAGAAAUGAGAAGAAUGAUCCACAGUUUCUCAGAGGGGAUAUUUUAGAUUUAUUAUUAGAGACUGUUAGGAACACAGACCCUGUGUCAUCCUCCGAGGCUUUAAUAUACUGUGUUGGGGCCAUCAAGUUUAUGACAGGAAAUACCAAAAUAGUCAAAGAACUAGUCAAAAAGGAUUGCAUAGAGGCAUUAGCUAACUUAUUGAUUGGCAUAAAUAAAACAAACAGAGAAAAUUCCAAACCAAAUGACCAGUUAGGACAUAUAUUAGUUCAAUUAACUGCAGCCAUGAGAAACCUAGCUGAUGCCAGUUCUAGUAGGGAAAGGUUAUUGAACAGUAAAGGGCUGGAAUCUUUAUGUUAUGUUAUAGACACAUAUACUGCUGAUGGAGAUCUCAUGUUAAAUAUAUCACGUAUAUUCAGUAAAGUGACGUUACAUACAGACUGUUGUAUGGCUCUAAUUACACAGCCGUCAGCGUACAAGUCUUUCAUCCAUCUACUCAACAAACAGCAACACAAAGCAGAUGUUGUUGUACGAGUGUGUUUUAUAUUGGGUAACAUGACAGCUAAGAAUGACGAUGCCAGACUUCGCCUUUUUCAGGAGAACAAAUCAAUGGAUGCUUUAUUAGCUAUAAUGAAAUAUUAUUUAGAUCGAGAUAUCAAGAUAAAAUCAAGGGAAAAAGAGAAAGAGACCAGUAAACAGGAUAGCAGUAAAGGCAACGACUGUGAAGAUGUGCUAAUUAAAACUGUACGGGUAGUUGCUAACAUGUCCAUCAAUGAAAUGGUGGGACCAGUAUUAGCAUCAAAUCAACAAUUUGUGGAACUUUUACUUAAUAUAUUAGAAUGUAAAGAUGUACAGUCUAGUGAAGAGUUAUCACUUAAUACUGUGGCUACUAUAAAUAAUUUAUCUUUUUACAACACAAAAACUAGUGCAAUAACAGAUCAGCAAAUGAGAAUUAUAGAGGUUUUACUAAAAAUGGUACUAGCUGAUAAUAUGGAGGCUAUGGUUGAGUCAUCUAGAGUUUUCGGAAAUCUUACUCGACAAAAAUGUGUCAGAGACUAUCUGGUGGAAAAUAAAGUUGAUCAGAUGAUGAUAACAAUGUUAGAUUCUGGAAACAGAGAAGUGGUUUACAUAGCAUGUGGUGUUCUUAUCAACUUUAUGGUGGACGAUGAGAAUAGAUCAGUAUUAAAAAAAGAUGGCGGCAUUGCAAAAUUAGUAGAAGUAUUAAGAGAUUUUGCCAAAACAGACUGGGAGUUAGCCAGUAUGGUGUGUCAAAUCUUGUGGAAUUACAGUGUUAAGAUAACCAGUACUAACUCAUGUUUUGGGGAACAGGAAUCUAAAGAUUUAAAUGAUGUUUUGUUAGAAUUAUUAGACAGAGAAUGUGCAUUUGAGGACUUAGACGAAGAAGAUGAGGAGAUGAAACAUUUUUUCCACGAUACCUGGUCUGAAGACUUCUGUCCUGUUGCUACACAGUUACUACAGAGAAUGGAAUCUUACUCCUCAGACUUAGAACCAAUCGAGAGUCCCUCAGAAUCGUGAUAAAUAAUCUGUUUCAAACCAUGUUAAUGUGUUCAGCUUUUAAAGAAACCGUCCAUUUUAUUUAUAUCACUGUUUACAUAGAAGUAAAGACUUAAAGUCAGUUGUGUGUCAUCAUUCAGAACAGGAUUUUAUUGGACUAAAUUACUGGUAUUUGUUAUUUUCAAAUAUUUCUUGUUUGAAAAAUAUCUCUCAAGUUGCUGCAAACACCAUAUUUUGAAUUAGAUCAAGAGACAUGUUUGUCUUAAAAGAGUAGAUAAAGAAAAUGAGACCACUACAGUAAAAAGUCAAAGUUUCCAAGCACUGCUGUGUAUAUCAUAAUUGCUGAAGUCACAUCAAGGGUAGCUUCUCACAUGACUAAGGAUGUAGUGCUGGUAGAUUUUUAACCAAUUUUGUAGUCAUAAAAACAUUACCUGAUAUAGCAUCUUUAUAAAAGAUUGCAUUCUAUCUAGAAAUCUUUAUAAUUUAAUUGAGAUAAAUCCUCUUGUGAAUGAUUAACAUAUGUAACAUUGUUGUAGACAAAGGUAAUGUUAUAAUAUAAGUGCUUAAUUUGUGUACUGAAAUACUGUUUGGUGACAGUAGGGACAUUGUAGGUAACAUCUAUGUGAAUAAUACAAGAUGUAUGACAAAAAUUUCGUUCAUUCCAUAAAUCAACUCAUCAAGCUCUCUAUUAAAGAGUGCAAGAACUCAUGAGACAAGUAAUUAUAGAAUUGAUUGUAAAUUCAUUGAAACUAUUGUGUCUAAUUUGUUUAUUUUCGAUUUCAACAGUGAAACUAAAUUAGACAUUAGUAAAAGUCUUGCCUAACCAUGAAGAGGUUUAUGGUGAUGUGUGGCAUUUUCUGGUAACAUUUUGUUUCUGGGUUGAUGUUGCAAACAAUGAGUGAGUUAUUAUAUUACUUUCUUAUAGAAAAUAGCUUCCCCAGCCCACUUAUUGUUCCCAUAACCAAAGCAAAAUGACAGCCAAGAUUUAUAAGAAUUUACAGAAAUUUAAAAAUUCCACUCACCUUAACUGGCAAUGUUUCCUGUAGAUGCCUGCUUAUUAGUUGCCAAGAUUUAGUGUGUAUGAACCUAUUACGGUUAUUGCAGUUCAUAUUGUUUGCCAAGAUGCAGUGUGAAAGAACCUAUACUAGUUGUAAGUUUUUUCUUUGUUGUAGUUUGAGUGAUAAGUUGUUGUUUAUUUUUUUAUAAAUCAGUAUUUUUACCAUCUUGUUAUUUGUACAUAAUAUAUAUGUAGCACAUAUAAAACUAUUUAUUCUAUUAUGUACAUAUAUGUAUAGAAAUUUUAUUUAUAAACAUUGUAUAGAUACAUUGUAAAUUUUUAUGAAGAACAAAAAACCAAGAACAUGCACCUUUAGUAGUAGUACAUAGAUGUUAAACCAAUUUGUGUCGGAACACAUACACUUUGUUCAGUAUUUUGUUAGUUAACAGACAAAUGUCAGCCAGGUGAAAUGUGACUAAAAUUAUAUUUGUAAAAUUUCGAAAAAAUGAUAAUUAUCUGGACUUAGUAUAAAUGUUGUUAUAACUCAAAAUCUGUAGUUUGUGAAAAAUUCCCCAAGAUGUAUCUAUAGAAAUAUGCCCAAACAUCUUCUCACUGCCCUUAAAUUUUAGUCCAACAUCAUAUAUACAUCCAUCAUUUGUUUAUUUCAUACAGGUCAAUUUUAUAAUGUCAUCAAUUGAACUCCCUUGGUGCUGAUCAAAUUAAACCAAGUAGACUACUACACAUUGCCUAUUGUAUGUUAUAGCCAUAUAAAGCUCUUUGUAUGUAAAGUCAGCAUGAAAAACUAUGGAUUGCACCUCAUCUUUAAAUUCAAGGUUGGCUAUAUAUAAGAGAGGAUUUCUUUGGUAUAUAUAUUGACUGCAUAAGAGUCUACAUUUUUUUUUCUAAAGAACUCUGAAGUCCUUCAAAGUUAAUAUAAGGAUGUUUCAACUUUCAGACAAACUGUACUAACUGGUCAAACCAAAUUAAUUUGUAAUUAGUAUGUCAACUGUGCCAUUUGAUGUUAUACAGUUAUAACAUACUGAUAAAUUAGAAUGUAGAUAUAAUAUAGACAGAUUUAAUAGGGAAAUCUCUUACAAACCUGCCAUUAAUUAUUAAACAUCUUUGUUGUAUAGUGAUAGAGAUUUAUCAGAUGAAUAAAGGAGAUUGUAAAGGAUUUUAAUAUUCAAUAUGUUCCUCAUCUAAAUUGUAUAUUUCUAUUGAAAUAUAUAAAGAAAAUUAUCUCAUCAUUGCAAAUUGCCAUUUGAAUUCACUUUUGUGGGAUUCUUCCAAUACAAUAUAUGUUAGUUGUAUUAUAUUUCAUUAUUAUUGUUAACAAUAAACAAAAGCUUUCUCUCAAAAUAAUGAAAAUAAUAGGUAUCCAUCUAAGCUUCUGAAUAAUUUGCUCGAUUUUCUGUUGUAAUUGAUUUGUUACAAUGAAUGAUCAGUUCAAAGCUCACGUUAAAUGAAUAUUAGAUUCUCACCUAGGGACUUCAUAAAGAAUUUUGACACAAAUAGUUGCACAUUGUGUGGAAUUGAUAUGUUGAUUAUCAAAAAAAAAAAGAUGUGUAAUGGUAGUCUAAAAUUCUAAAUAAUAAAUAAAAUAUUUUUGAUCAUUUUAAGUUUUAUAUUAUGUUGUCAAUUCAGUCUAUUAAAGAUAAAACAUGUUGUUCAGCUUUUACGGGGUGAUUCUGGCCAAGUGGCCUAAGUACAUGUAGUUCAUCUUUUUUGAAAAUUGCACAUGCUACUCGAACAUAAUUUUAACAUUCUAAACAUUGUUUCAUUUUCACAUGUAUUUAAAGAACUUUUGUUACCUUUUUUUUAAAAUUAAUUUGUCAAGUUGAAAACAUGACAUUGAUGAUCAAAAAUUUCAAUCACAAAAGUAUGUAGAUACCUCAAGUUGGGCAUUUGUUUCUAAACUGAUUGCAAAAAGAUCUAACAAAAAUGUGUUUAUAAAAGUGACAAAAAUACUGUAAAUUCAAAACUACUGUCUGCAUUUAAUAUUAAGAAUUCCAUGUUUCCUCCCCAUGUACAUGAUGUAUGUGUAUGAGUGAUAUACAUAUUGAAGUGUUAUGUUUUAGUGUAUACUUGCUAUGAUUGUUUUUAUUUAGUUGCUCACAGAGUUAACAUUCCACAAUGUAUAACUAUAAUACUGCUUUGGAGAAGCAGAAUAAAAUUGGAAAAUA
This is a messenger RNA of Mytilus trossulus (common blue mussel), 5931 nucleotides long. Its product is annotated as armadillo repeat-containing protein 2-like. Lineage: Eukaryota; Metazoa; Mollusca; Bivalvia; Mytilida; Mytilidae. Gene Ontology annotation, molecular function: protein binding. The record is from RefSeq and is a predicted model, not a curated record. The coding region runs from base 136 to 2772 and encodes 878 amino acids. Gene Ontology annotation, biological process: cilium organization. The transcript is spliced from 21 exons.